This is a messenger RNA of Prosopis cineraria, 1101 nucleotides long. RefSeq names its product zinc finger protein JAGGED-like. Gene Ontology annotation, molecular function: DNA-binding transcription factor activity. The record is from RefSeq and is a predicted model, not a curated record. NCBI's taxonomy places the organism in Eukaryota, Viridiplantae, Streptophyta, Magnoliopsida, Fabales, Fabaceae. The coding region runs from base 75 to 788 and encodes 237 amino acids. The transcript has 5 exons.
UGUCUUAGCUUCCCCCAUCUUAACGAGUGCUUGCCUCCUACAUUUUCUUAUUUGUCUCCCUCUGUGCCGGAACCAUGAGACCAGAAGAGAACCCAUUAGACCUCAACAAUUUGCCUGAUGACUACCAUAGAGAUGGCAAACAAGUCUUCGAAGAUAUCUCGUCCGGUUGCAGGAAAAAGAAAAGCGGCGGGAAAGAUGGAAAAGAAGAGUGUGGUAAGGUCUACGAGUGUAGGUUUUGUUCCCUCAAGUUCUGCAAAUCUCAGGCUCUUGGUGGUCACAUGAACCGUCACCGCCAAGAAAGGGAAACCGAGACGCUGAACCAUGCUCGUCAGCUCGUCUUCCGUAGUGAUCACACCAUAGCCGCCCAAGGGGCCCCUCACUUAGGGUGUUGCCAACCAGUAGUAGCGGGAAGCUACCAUCCAGGUGGAGGGGGAGGCAACAUGGGAGACCCAACAAUGGGUCUGAGAUUUCCAAGGUACUUGCCGGGGUCAUCCUCGGCCCCGCCACAGCCGCCACCACAGCCAGCUCAGCCUUACAUUUACGCGUCUCCGUCGUCACGACCAAUAUCAUCGUAUCCGUCCCACUACAACUCGUCGCACCAAGUGAACGACUACUAUGUGGGUCACGUUCUGCACAACUACGUGGGCGAUUCAUCGAGCUACACCUGUAUCGGGGCACCGGUGGGUCAAGGGUUCGUUGCCAAGGACGGGACGCUGCAGAAUCAGGAAGAGGGUUUGAAUUGGGGAAGGAGCUAUUCAGCGAUCAAUCGGUUUCAAGAUGGGUUCUAAAGCAAUGAAGAGAGUUUGAACCAAGGAUGAUAAAGACAAGGGGGGGGGGGAGAGAGAGAGAGAGAGAGACCUAACGAGACAGAGAUGGGGUCAUAUGAGGAUGAAUUAGGUACAGUAAGUGUAGGACAGCUUUUGAGCUCAUGGACUGGGUCAGCUAGUUUGGCUCGGUGCUGUGAGUGUGUUUGUGUGUUGGGUGUGUUUGUGUAGUUUGUACUGCUAACUGUGGGAAAAAGUGGGGGAGACUAGACCUGGUGGGACAACAAGUUACAUAUCAACUGAAACUUUCCAAACCACCCUUUUUGUUAUUUCAGAU